AUGGCUGCUCCGGUUCAUUCUCAAGAGCUUCAUUCUUUUCUCCUGCCACACAAACACCGACCUGGAACAGAUCUUAUGUCUAAACAUGUCUUACUGGAUCCUACUGUCAUGGGCAUAGUGAUCGAUACAGUAGUCAGUCCUGAAGCAAAAAAACAAUACUCACCUUGGCCAACCGAAUGGGUAGAUGGAAAUAGAUCAGACGUCUUGUAUAUUCCCAACACCCACAAUGACGAGCUCCAUCCCAUUAUCGUUGAAGUACAACACACGGUGAAUAACGAUUUUAUCCUCAGGCUCAUGUCGUAUGCGAUCUCAGCUUAUCGAGAACAUAACAAGCGGCCUCUAAUCGUAAUAACUUUUGCUGUCUCAUCCAUCAAAUAUGAAGUCACUAAGAAAACAAUACGCAACAAAAGGCACCCGUUUCUGCUACAAUAUCCUAGUCAACCUUGGGCUCAUAGGUGCUACCUUAUAGAUAAUCAUUCGAUAUAA
Zychaea mexicana is the source of this 486-nucleotide messenger RNA. RefSeq lists its product as uncharacterized. The transcript has a single exon. The coding region runs from base 1 to 486 and encodes 161 amino acids. NCBI's taxonomy places the organism in Eukaryota, Fungi, Mucoromycota, Mucoromycetes, Mucorales, Lichtheimiaceae. The record is from RefSeq and is a predicted model, not a curated record.